CGUCGCAUCGAUGUGUAUAAAUAGGAAACAACCAUUUGGUUGAGGUUCGUUUCGAUUUGGUCUUCUUUCCUCUCACCAAAUUAAAAAACAAAAAAGAAAAAAAAAGCAAAGCUCUCUCUCUCUCUCUUGUUCACGCACAUCAAAAAAGCCACCAAAAAAAAACAAAAAACCGAAACGCAUGCAUUUCUAAUUUUCCAUCUUCCUCUUUAACUUCCUCUUCUCCUCUCCAUCAUCAUCAUCUCUAAACAUCUCUCCAUUCUUCAAUGGCCGUUGAUGCUCACAAUCUCUUCCUCUCUCCUCCUCAACUCUUCUCCAACAGAGAGUUCAUGAUGAACAAUAACACCACUAUGGAACCAACCAGUGGCGGUUUCUGCAAUAAUAAUCAAACCAUUUACGGCGUCGUUUCACCUUUCCCCGUUACCGACGAUACAACAACGCCUCCUCAUCUUCAUAUGUACGGCUGCGGCGGCGGCGCUGAUACUACUAUUCCGACCACCGCAGAUUACUACGCCGUCGAUGGUACUACUACUUCUACUACUAAUCUCGACUGUGAUUUCUUCCCUCUACCGUCGAGAAAACGCUCCAGAGAUACUUCUUCUACCAGAUCGAAUUAUUAUCAUCAUCAUCAUCAUCUUCUUCUUCUUCAGAACCAGAGAUCAUCAACAUCAUCAUGCGUUAACACUGCAACCAGUACAACUCCGUUUUCGUUUCUUGGCCAAGACAUUGAUAUAUCUUCUCACAUGAAUCAGCAACAACACGAGAUCGAUAGAUUCGUCUCCCUUCAUAUGGAGAGAGUGAAGUAUGAGAUAGAAGAGAAGAGGAAGAGACAGGCGAGGAUGAUCAUGGAGGCAAUAGAGCAAGGACUCGCCAAAAGGCUUCGAGUCAAAGAAGAAGAAAGAGAGAGGAUCGUCAAGGUUAACCACGCUCUUGAGGAGCGCGUGAAGUCACUUUCCAUCGAGAACCAAAUCUGGAGAGACCUUGCUCAGACCAACGAAGCCACCGCAAACCACCUCCGUACCAACCUCGACCAGGUUCUCGCGCAGGUUAAUGACCUACGCUGCGCAGGAGGAUCGGAUGCUGAUAAUAAUAAUAAUAAUAACGAAGAGGACGAUGCGGAGUCGUGCUGCGGGAGCACUACUAAGGCGGCGAAGACGGAGGAAGAGGGGAGGAGGAAGUUGUUGUGUAGGAACUGUGGGGAGGAGGAAUCGUGUGUGUUGCUGUUACCGUGCAGACACUUGUGCUUGUGUGGAGUAUGCGGGUCCAGUGUCCACACGUGUCCCAUCUGUACAUCUCCUAAAAACGCUAGCGUUCAUGUUAACAUGUCAUCUUCUUGACCUGACCCCCCUUCUUUUUUUUUUGUUAAAUGGAAAUUAGUUUUAUUUCAUUUUUUCUAUUUUGAAAAACAAAUUGUAAGGAUA
Molecule: messenger RNA, 1418 nt
Organism: Camelina sativa (false flax)
Lineage: Eukaryota; Viridiplantae; Streptophyta; Magnoliopsida; Brassicales; Brassicaceae
Product: putative BOI-related E3 ubiquitin-protein ligase 2
Biological process (GO): regulation of programmed cell death
Molecular function (GO): ubiquitin-protein transferase activity
Source: RefSeq, a predicted model, not a curated record